Carcharodon carcharias (great white shark) is the source of this 1355-nucleotide messenger RNA. RefSeq names its product tubulin beta chain-like. Gene Ontology annotation, cellular component: microtubule; cytoplasm. Bases 14 to 1354 code for a protein of 446 amino acids. Gene Ontology annotation, molecular function: structural constituent of cytoskeleton; GTPase activity; GTP binding. Lineage: Eukaryota; Metazoa; Chordata; Chondrichthyes; Lamniformes; Lamnidae. The transcript is spliced from 4 exons. Gene Ontology annotation, biological process: microtubule cytoskeleton organization; mitotic cell cycle. The record is from RefSeq and is a predicted model, not a curated record.
UCCAACUGUCGGUAUGCGGGAGAUUGUGCACAUCCAGGCCGGCCAGUGCGGGAACCAGAUCGGGGCUAAGUUCUGGGAGGUCAUCAGUGAUGAACAUGGCAUUGACCCUACAGGAACCUACCGUGGAGAGAGUGAUCUUCAACUGGAGAGGAUCAAUGUCUACUACAAUGAGGCUACAGGUGGUAAGUUUGUGCCUCGUGCUAUCCUUGUGGACCUGGAACCUAGUACUAUGGACUCUGUCCGUUCUGGACCCUUUGGACACCUUUUCAGACCAGAUAACUUUGUGUUUGGACGUAGCGGUGCCUCUAACAACUGGGCCAAAGGCCACUACACUGAAGGAGCCGAGUUGGCCGACUCAGUCAUGGAUAUGGUGAGGAAGGAGGCAGAGGGGUGCGAUUGCCUCCAGGGAUUUCAGAUCACUCACUCACUGGGUGGUGGUACUGGUGCUGGCAUGGGCACUCUCAUCCUCAACAAAAUCCGUGAAGAAUACCCUGACAGAAUGAUGCUAUCUUUCAGUAUUAUACCUUCGCCCAAAGUAUCGGACACUGUGGUAGAGCCUUAUAAUGCCACCCUGUCUAUUCACCAACUGAUAGAGAAUACAGACGAGACCUUCUGUAUUGAUAAUGAGGCUCUCCAUGACAUCUGUUUCCGAACCCUCAAACUGACAUCUCCGAGUUAUGGCGACCUGAACCACCUGAUAUCGGCCACUAUGAGCGGUGUAACAACCUGUCUGCGUUUCCCUGGUCAGCUGAAUGCUGACCUGCGUAAACUAGCAGUGAACAUGGUCCCCUUCCCCCGCCUACAUUUUUUUGUGCCUGGCUUUGCUCCUCUGACCAGCCGUGGUAGCCAGCCAUACCGUGCCCUCACCGUACCCGAGCUCACCAAGCAGAUGUUUGAUGCCAAGAACAUGAUGGCUGCCUGUGACCCUCGCCAUGGCCGCUACCUGACCGUUGCUGCUGUUUUCCGGGGCCGCAUGUCCAUGAAAGAGGUGGAUGAGCAGAUGUUGAACAUCCAGAACAAAAAUAGCCCCUAUUUUGUGGAAUGGAUCCCCAAUAAUGUCAAGACAGCUGUCUGUGACAUCCCACCACGAGGCCUCAGAAUGGCAGCUACUUUCAUUGGCAAUACAACGUCCAUCCAGGAGCUGUUCAAGCGCAUUGGUGAGCAGUUUUCUGCUAUGUUCCGCAGGAAAGCCUUCUUGCAUUGGUACACUGGUGAGGGCAUGGAUGAGGCGGAGUUUACCGAUGCUGAAGCUGACAUGCUUGAUCUGAUAGCGGAGUACCAGUAUUACCAGGAUGUUCGCGUGAAUGAAGGGUCUCCAUAUCAGGUCGAGGAAGUUGAUGAUGAUGAGCCCUGAA